Molecule: messenger RNA, 1389 nt
Organism: Aspergillus niger
Lineage: Eukaryota; Fungi; Ascomycota; Eurotiomycetes; Eurotiales; Aspergillaceae
Exons: 7
Coding region: 1-1389 (462 amino acids)
Source: RefSeq, a predicted model, not a curated record
AUGUCUGACGUUGGCCCUCCCAUCGAGCUGCCCGUGCUGGACAUCUCCAACCCCCUCGAUCCGGAGGCGGGGAAGGCCCUUCUGGCAGCUGCCACCAAGUAUGGCUUUUUGUAUGUCGACAGCCGAGGGACCGACUUUACGACCGCGGAGGUGGAUCGUGCAUUUGAACUGUCCAAGAAGUUCUUCGCAUCCCCGGUUGAAGAAAAGGCCGCUUGUCGCAUUGAACCCAACAAAUCAACAUCUAAUCCUCCUCAGAACCGCGGCUGGUCUGGCAUGCACUCCGAGACCCUGGAUCCGGAGCAUCAGCGAGUAAGCAUACAUUCACCAUCUAUCAACAUAGUAUACCAAUCACUAACCACGCCCCCACAGACCGGCGAUUUCAAAGAAGCCUUCAACUUCGGCGAAUUCACCAACAACAACAAAGCCCAACAACCCCUCCCGGCAUCCCUAAUCCCCCACGAAACCGAAAUCGCCCAAUUCGCCUCUCUCUGCAACAAAACCUGCACUCGGAUCCUAACCCUCCUGGCGCUGGGACUCGGCAUCCCCCCCACCUUCUUCACCACCCGCCACGACCCCACCACGGGCCCAACAGGCAGCAUCCUGCGCUACCUCUUCUACCCCAGCAUAACCUCCCCAUUGACCUCAACCUACUCACACAAAACCGACGUCCGGGCCGGCGCCCACAGCGACUACGGCUCCAUCACGCUGUUGUUCCAGCGCCCGGGACAGCCAGGAUUGGAGAUUCUCACUCCAGAUGGGGCAGGGUGGGCGCCUGUUCCUGUAAUCCCUAGGUCUUCUUCUUCUUCUUCUACAAGCUUAGAAGGGAGCGAAUACCCGUUCCCGCCCAUCCUCGUCAACAUCGGCGACUUACUCAGUUACUGGACGGACGGAUUGCUCAAGAGUACAGUGCACAGGGUGGUAUUCCCCGUGUCGGAGCAGCAGAGGCCCAACGCGCAGGAUCGGUAUAGUAUUGUGUAUUUCUGUCAUCCGUUGGAUCGGACGGAGUUGGUGCCCGUGCCAAGUAAUGUUGUGGAGGAGUUUAGGAGGGGUAAGAGUAAGGAGGGGGGAGAUGGGGGAGUCAGGGUUGGGUUUGGAGGUGGGGCGGGGAUGUUGGAGGAGGGGAAGAGGGCGUUGACGGCGCAGGAACAUUUGAUGGCCAGGUUGGAUGCUACGUUAAGGUGGUUGCCACCGUCCAAUUCAUACGAGGCCGCUCGUGUAUGCACAGGUUCCAAUGAUGAUGCACAACCCAACUGGCUAAGUCGGACCCGGGCUCAUAGCCCCUGCUCCGGCCCAGCCUCAUCUUCGCAACAACAAGCAAAAGAGGUAAUCACAAUGCCCAAAGAAAUCGCUCCAGAAAGAUUGUGGGGGAGAGCUGGUUCACAAUGCUAG